Molecule: messenger RNA, 757 nt
Organism: Brassica oleracea var. oleracea
Lineage: Eukaryota; Viridiplantae; Streptophyta; Magnoliopsida; Brassicales; Brassicaceae
Product: FAD-linked sulfhydryl oxidase ERV1
Exons: 6
Coding region: 3-623 (206 amino acids)
Cellular component (GO): mitochondrion
Molecular function (GO): flavin adenine dinucleotide binding; flavin-dependent sulfhydryl oxidase activity
Source: RefSeq, a predicted model, not a curated record
AUAUGCGAUUUUCAUUUUUUCACACAAAAAGGAAAGCGACAAAGACGAAAAUGGCUGAGAAUCCAUGGCAGCCUCUUCUCCAUACCUUCGAGAAACUAUCGAAUUGCGUCCAAACUCACCUCUCCAACUUCAUCGGCAUCAAAAACACUCCUCGUUCGUCACCCACAAUCCAAAACCCAACCUCCUUGGACUCUUCCCCACUAAUCACCAGAACCAACAAUUCUAAUCUUCAGAAACUUCCUCUCAAGGACAAGUCUAUAGGUCCUGUUACUAAAGAAGAUCUUGGGAGGGCUACUUGGACAUUUCUCCACACUCUUGCUGCGCAGUAUCCAGAAAAACCAACAAGGCAACAAAAAAAGGAUGUUAAAGAACUGAUGGCAAUACUUUCUCGAAUGUACCCUUGUAGAGAAUGUGCAGAUCACUUCAAAGAGAUCCUAAGAUCGAAUCCUCCACGAGCUGGAUCUCAGGAGGAGUUCUCGCAGUGGCUUUGCCAUGUACACAAUACCGUAAAUAGAAGUUUGGGGAAAUUGGUGUUCCCUUGCGAGAGAGUGGAUGCAAGAUGGGGCAAGUUAGAAUGCGAGCAGAAAAGUUGUGAUCUUCAUGGAACUUCUAUGGACUUCUAGACAUCAUUAUAUUUUUACAAAUUUACGACCGAUUUUAUUUACUAUUUUAUGGAAAGACAAUUCCAACAAAGUAAAAUUAGGUUGUAUUAAUUACAAAUAAUAAAUAAAUAAUAUAAAUGGUUGAACCAAAUUGA